Molecule: messenger RNA, 3016 nt
Organism: Oncorhynchus kisutch (coho salmon)
Lineage: Eukaryota; Metazoa; Chordata; Actinopteri; Salmoniformes; Salmonidae
Product: CMRF35-like molecule 1
Exons: 5
Coding region: 88-1179 (363 amino acids)
Cellular component (GO): plasma membrane
Molecular function (GO): transmembrane signaling receptor activity
Source: RefSeq, a predicted model, not a curated record
UCAGUUGCCUGGGUGCCUUGACUGCUGACACACCAGUACUCCCCCACAAACAUAAAUACUACCAGAGACGUUCUCUCUCAUCCAUUCAUGGCUCCACAUCUCCUCCUUGUCCUGCGCAUCCUUUUCUUCCUCACUGGAGUCUCAGAUGCACAGAGUGUGUCCACAGUGAGUCAUGUGUCUAUAAAGCAAGGAGGCUCCAUCACCAUCCCAUGUCUCUAUAAUCAGAGAUAUAGAAACAAUGUGAAAUACUGGUGUAGGGGAUAUAAUUGGUUAGGUUGCUCUACUGUAGUACGCACUGACCAUCCUAAGACCAGUAGAAAGACCUCCAUCUCUGAUGACAUCAACCAGCGAGUCUUCACUGUGACCAUGACAAGUCUUAGUCCUAAUGAUUCUGAUUAUUACUGGUGUAUUGUGGAGAGGAAUAGCAAGGCAGAUGAUGGGGGUAGACUGCAGAUAUCUGUUACUCCAGGUACUCCAGAACUCUACGUGGACCAACAACAGAUGACUGGAGUUGUAGGAGGGCGUGUCACUGUGCUCUGUUACUAUAGUUCACAAGGAAGCAGUGGGAGGUGGUGCAGGAUGGGAGGCCCUUGUGUGGCUGGGGGACAUUAUGGGGCUUUAGAUGGAACAUGUGUGAAGUUAGUGCAGGAGGAGAGCCGAACCUCCAACGGUUAUGUCUUAAUGGUGACUAUGAGUGGAUUGAUGAUAGAGAACACUGGCUGGUACUGGUGCGAAAAGGGAGACCUACAGAUGCCUGUUCAUAUCACUGUCAAUCAACCAACCACAACACAGAGCACCACCACAACAACACAAACUCCGACCUCUCACCAAGGCUCACUAUACAGAUUUUACACUUCUCAGCCCACAGUCACCACUUCUGUUCCUACAGACCAGAACAAUGGGGGAACUGACGAGAUGCAACAAGAGAAGAACCAGAGAUUGGAACGCAUGUUUUUCUACCUGUUGAAAGCUGGAAGUGCACUGCUCUUCCUCCUGUGCACCAUCAUUGCUGUGGUGAAGUUCAGGGAAAACAGACAUCAAGAUGAUACCAAGGAUGCAUUGACACCAGAGAGUUGUUUCUGGAGAAAUUUACCAACAGUUUGCACCAAAUACUUUUUCCCCGAAAGAAACAACAACACACUGAGUGUACAAAACAUUAUGAAUGAGUCACGACAGUAAAUAUAAUAUGUUUCUAAACACUUCUACAUGAAUGUGCAUGCUACCAUGACCACGGAUAAUCCUGAAUGAAUAGUGAAUAAUGAUGGGAGAAAGUUACAGAUGCACAAAUACACCCAAGACAAAUACAAUAACAGAGGAGGUUAGCAUUUUUUGGAGGGUGGGAGGGGUGGUACGAUAUUUGUGCAUCUGUAACUUUCUCACUCAUAAUUUUUCACUAUUCAUUCAGGACUUUCCGUAAUCAUGGUAGCAUCCACAUUAAUGAAGUAGUGUUUAGAAAUGUAUUCUAUUCUUAUUUACAAUAAAAGUGACGACAAAAGUGAUGACACAUUACAUUACUUACCAUUCAUUUCUAUUGGGCACAAAAUAAUCUGAAACACAACCAUAACAAAAAGCAAAUGCAUCCAACACAUUUCUAGAGUCACAAACUUGAUGUAAUCAUUGCAUGCUAGGAAUAUGGGACCAAAUACUAAACUUUGGACUACUUUAAUAUAUAUACGUGAAUUUGUCCCAAAACUUUUGGUCCCCUAAAAGGGGGGACUGGGAACAAUCGGUUUUUGUAAUUUGUAAAAAUUUCACCCGAUAUGAAAGAAAAUACACUCAAAUUAAAAUUGACAGUCUGCAAUUUAAACUCACAGUAAUUGAGGUUAAAUUGCAGACUGUCAAAAUUCAAAGUGUUGAAGCACAGAGCCAAAAUAACAAAACAUGUGUCACUGUCUCAAUACUUCUGGAGGUCAUACUUUGGCCAGGUGAAUCCAGGUGAAUGUUAUGAUCCCUAAUUGAUGUCACUAUUUAAGAUGAAGAGGAGAAGACAGGUUAAAGAAGGAUUUUUAAGCAUUGAGAAAAUCGAGAUAUGGAUUGUGUACCCUUACCCUCUACAGGAUCGGUUGCAUUCCCUGUGGGAAGGUUGAGCUAACGUAGGCUAAUGUGAUUAGCAUGAGGUUGCAAGUAACAAGAACAUUUCCCAGGACAUAGACAUAUCUGAUAUUGAAAAAAAGAGGUGGAUCCUUAAGAGGUUUUAAGAGGGUGAAUGGGCAAGAUAAAAGAUUUAAGUGCCUUUGAACGGGAUAUGGUAGUAGGUAUGUGUCAAGAACUUUAAAAUGCUGCUGAGUUUUCACAUUCAACAGUUUCCUGUGUGUAUCAAGAAUCGUGUAUCAAGAAUCGUCCACUACCCAAAGGACAUCCAGCCAACUCUACAAAACUGUGGGAAGCAUAAGAGUCAGCAUCGGCCAGUAUCAUUGUGGAACACUUUCGACACCUUGUUGAGUCCAUGCCCUGACAAAUUGAGGCUGUUCUGUGGGCAAAGGGAGAGGUGUUUUGUGCAAUCAGUGUCUACAACUGUCAAUAGGCUUUACCUGUAUUUUUCCUUAUCGUAACCUUCAUUCUACAUUUUUGUAUACCUUCAAUAUUUAAUUCCCUCUGGGAGUAAGAGCUAUUCAUCUUCAUUCUUAGAUCUACGUGCAGUAUGCCAUGCUGUAAAUGUGGGUAUCAGAUUCUAUUCCCAACAACACAUUGUAUUUUUCUAUAUCCAAAAUGUGUCUAAACACCACACAUUAGCAAUAACGAUAUAUAUACUUUAUGUGUGUACUGUAUUUUAUCUGCACAUGAUGUAUGAUUCAUGGUUUUACAUAAUUAUUCCACUCAAAUGUGCAUGUGUUUUGAAAUGAAACUCUUGACCAAUGUAGUGCUGGCUAUUGGCAGUGUCUCUAACCCUUUUCCUGAUGGUUAUUUCUUAUGGUUUAAUGUAACAAAUCCCAGUUGUUGUGUACUGUUCCAUCAAUAAUUCUGUGUGCUAACUUGCUGGUAAACCUGGUUAAUAAAGAAACUCUACUGCUCUCAA